AUGUCGGGAACAAACCGAGACAUCAAAAAUCACUUCCUUUUUGAGAUAGCUACGGAGGUUGCUAAUCGAGUUGGUGGUAUCUACUCCGUCAUUAAAUCAAAGGCACCCGUCACAACCGCAGAAUAUGGAGACCGAUACACUCUUAUCGGCCCUCUCAACAGGCAAUCUGCCGCAGUUGAAGUUGAAGCCUUGACCCCGACGAAUCCCCAUCUCGCUGCAACGAUAGAGGCUAUGGAAGAAAGAGGAAUUCAGAUGGUGUAUGGUCGUUGGUUGAUUGAGGGUGCCCCACGAGUUCUCUUGAUCGACACCAAAAGUGCCUACAGAUUUCUCGACGAAUGGAAGGCAGACCUGUGGAAUACUGCAGGAAUUCCAUCUCCGCCUGGUGACGAUGAAACCAACGAAGCAGUUGUUUUCGGUUACUUGGUUGCAUGGUUCUUGGGAGAGUUUGUCGCUCACGAGAAAGAAAAGGCCGUAAUCGCACAUUUCCAUGAAUGGCUCUCCGGUGUCGCACUCCCUCUAUGUAAGAAACGCCGUAUCGAUGUUACCACAAUUUUCACCACCCAUGCGACUUUAUUGGGAAGGUAUCUUUGCGCCGGUUCAGUCGAUUUCUACAAUAACUUACAAUGGUUUGAUGUGGAUGCCGAGGCAGGGAAGCGUGGUAUCUACCACAGAUAUUGCAUAGAACGUGCUUCUGCACAUUCUUGCGAUGUCUUUACCACAGUUUCGCAUAUCACCGCCUACGAAAGUGAGCAUUUAUUGAAGAGAAAACCAGAUGGUGUCCUUCCCAACGGUCUUAAUGUUACCAAAUUCUCCGCCAUGCACGAAUUCCAGAAUUUGCAUCAACAGGCAAAGGAGAAGAUCCACGACUUUGUUAGAGGUCAUUUCUAUGGACACAAUGACUUUGACCCAGAACACACACUCUAUUUCUUCACUGCGGGACGAUAUGAAUACAGGAAUAAGGGAUGUGACAUGUUCAUAGAGUCUUUGGCUCGUCUGAACCACCGUCUGAAGUCCUCCGGGUCGAAGAUGACUGUUGUGGCUUUCGUCAUUAUGCCUGCCAAAACUCAGUCAUUGACUGUUGAGGCUUUGAAGGGACAGGCUGUAAUCAAGUCAUUACGUGACACUGUUGAUGUCAUUGAACGUGGAGUUGGAAAGAGGAUUUUCGAGCGUGCUCUCAAAUGGCAUGAGGGUGAAGUAAUGCCUGAUGAGAAGGAUUUGAUCACAAGUCAAGACCGCAUUCUUCUCCGCAGACGAUUAUUUGCUAUGAAGAGACAUGGCCUUCCUCCUAUCGUUACUCACAACAUGGCAAGCGACGCCGAGGAUCCAAUUCUCAACCAGAUUCGAAGAGUCCAAUUGUUCAACCAUCCUUCGGAUCGGGUCAAGAUUGUCUUCCAUCCAGAGUUCUUGAACUCUGCCAACCCAGUCCUGCCAAUGGAUUACGAUGAGUUCGUGAGAGGUACACAUUUGGGUGUGUUCCCGUCAUACUAUGAGCCAUGGGGUUAUACACCAGCAGAGUGCACAGUCAUGGGUGUACCAAGUAUUACAACCAACUUGUCAGGUUUCGGUUGUUACAUGGAGGAACUGAUCGAAAACUCGACAGAUUACGGUAUCUACAUUGUCGACAGGAGAAUGAAGGGUGUCGAUGACUCGGUCAAUCAAUUGACCAACUUCAUGUUUGAUUUCGCCGGCAAGAGCAGACGUCAACGUAUCAACCAGAGAAAUCGCACCGAGCGAUUGAGUGAUCUUCUCGACUGGAAGAGAAUGGGAAUGGAGUACGUCAAGGCAAGACAAUUGGCGUUGAGAAGAGCAUACCCUGCUUCUUUUGACGGUGAAGAAGAGGAUGACUUCAUCCCAGGUGUCGAACAAAAGAUCUCUCGACCAUUCUCUGUACCCGGUUCUCCAAGAGACCGCAGUGGAAUGAUGACACCUGGCGAUUUCGCCAGUCUGCAAGAAGGACGUGAGGGACUCAGUACCGAGGAUUAUGUCGCCUGGAAACUUCCUGAAGAGGAAGACCCUGAUGAGUACCCAUUCCCACUCACCCUUCGAUCGAAGAGACCCAAUGGAUCCCAGAGCCCAUAUGGUGCACAAAGUCCAUCGGAAUAUGCGAUAACCAACGGGAAUGGGAUGAAAUGA
Messenger RNA from Sclerotinia borealis F-4128, 2133 nucleotides. NCBI's taxonomy places the organism in Eukaryota, Fungi, Ascomycota, Leotiomycetes, Helotiales, Sclerotiniaceae. The record is from the annotation of a GenBank genome assembly.